Phaeoacremonium minimum UCRPA7 is the source of this 1629-nucleotide messenger RNA. Its product is annotated as putative gmp synthase protein. Gene Ontology annotation, molecular function: GMP synthase activity; ATP binding; GMP synthase (glutamine-hydrolyzing) activity. The record is from RefSeq and is a predicted model, not a curated record. Gene Ontology annotation, cellular component: cytosol. NCBI's taxonomy places the organism in Eukaryota, Fungi, Ascomycota, Sordariomycetes, Togniniales, Togniniaceae. The transcript is spliced from 21 exons. The coding region runs from base 1 to 1629 and encodes 542 amino acids. Gene Ontology annotation, biological process: GMP biosynthetic process.
AUGGCUCCCAACGUCGAGGGCGAAGCGCCUCACAACAACUUCGAUACUAUACUUGUCCUUGACUUUGGAUCCCAAACCAGCCAUCUUAUUCUGCGUCGGCUCCGAGCUUUGGGCGUCUUCGCUGAGCUGCUCCCGUGCACCACCAAGGUCAAUGAUCUGACAUGGAAGCCUAAAGGAAUUGUGUUCUCUGGAGGCCCUUCUUCUGUCUACGAUGACGGCGCGCCCCAUGUUGACCCCGCUGUAUUUGAGCUUGAUGUACCCAUUCUGGGUAUCUGCUACGGGUGCCAGGAGAUCGCAUGGCGGAUUGAUUCAAAGAAUGUUGCCCGUGGAGAAGCACGAGAGUAUGGCCAUGCCGAUGUCAAUAUCGCCAAGGUGAAUAGUCAUGUCGACCGCCUCUUCGCUGGUUUGGGAGAUGAAAUGCCUGCGUUCAUGUCCCACUUCGACAAGCUAGUUAGCCUGCCUACCGGCUUUGUGGUCAUUGCCGCCACCAAGAACUCGGAGUACGCCGGCAUCGCCCAUGAGGAAAAGCCUAUCUUUGGCGUUCAGUUUCAUCCUGAGCUUGAACAUACCCCCCGUGGAACCGAGCUCCUCCGCAACUUCGCAGUUGAUAUCUGCGGGGCUCAACCGAACUGGAAAAUGGGCGAUUUCGUGCAGCUUGAGAUCGCUCGUAUCCGGGAGCUUGUUGGCGAUCGAGCACUUGUGCUUGGCGCGUGUAGCGGUGGUGUGGAUAGCACUGUAGGAGCGUCCAUAAUGCGUGCAGCCAUCGGUGACCGCUUCAAGGCUAUCCUCAUCGAUAAUGGAUGUAUGCGUCUCAACGAGUGCGAGGAGGUCAAGCAGACGCUCGGAGAACACCUUGGCAUCAACCUCACAGUUGUCGACGCCGGCGAGCUGUUCUUGAGUCGUCUUGCCGGUGUUUCUGAUCCCGAAAAGAAACGAAAGAUCAUUGGGUCAACUUUCAUCGAUCUGUUCGAGAAAGAAGCUAUCAGGAUCGAGAAAGAAGCAGAGAACACACCCAACACCGGGAAGGUGGAAUGGUUUUUGCAGGGCACACUGUACCCUGACGUUAUCGAAAGUUUAAGCUUCCGAGGCCCAUCGGCCACUAUUAAGACUCACCACAACGUAGGCGGUCUACCUGAGCGGAUGAUGAACGGCCAAGGUUUACGUCUGAUAGAGCCAUUGAGGCUGUUAUUCAAAGAUGAAGUUAGGGCAAUCGGCCGACAGCUUGGCAUCCACGAGUCGCUAGUAAAUCGCCAUCCCUUCCCAGGCCCUGGCAUUGCUAUUCGCAUCCUCGGCGACGUUACUAAGGAGCGAGUGGAGAUCGCACGCAAGGCCGACCACAUUUUCAUCAGCAAGAUCAGGGAGGCUGGCCUUUACGACCAGAUAUCUCAAGCCUAUGCUGGUCUCGAUACCAAUCGUAGUGUUGGUGUUUUUGGCGACCAGCGAGUUUGGGGUUACAUCAUAAUUCUCCGUGCUGUCCGUACCAAAGACUUCAUGAGCGCGGAGGUGUUCAACUUUGAUAAUUCCUUCCUCGCUGAUGUCUCCCGCACUAUUUGCAACCAGGUAGAUGGUGUAUCCCGCGUGGUCUAUGAUCUAACCUCAAAGCCUCCCGGUACUAUUGAGCUGGAAUAG